This is a messenger RNA of Ipomoea nil (Japanese morning glory), 1131 nucleotides long. RefSeq names its product putative F-box protein At3g23970. Gene Ontology annotation, molecular function: protein binding. The record is from RefSeq and is a predicted model, not a curated record. Bases 1 to 1131 code for a protein of 376 amino acids. The transcript has a single exon. NCBI's taxonomy places the organism in Eukaryota, Viridiplantae, Streptophyta, Magnoliopsida, Solanales, Convolvulaceae.
AUGGCUGAAAUACUAUCAAAGUUACCUUCUAAAUGCUUGGCACGGGUGCGAUUUGUUUCAAAAGAGUGGAUGAGCAUGGUGUCUGAUCGCACAUUCGUCAAACAACAACUGAAGCCCGGAGAGAAACUCUCAGGUUUUUUCUUUCAAGAAUAUGGCUGUGAUUCCAGAGAACUUUGGGGUGAUUUUAAUGCUCUGAUUAACUACAUAAAUAUUGAUUUUGACUUCACUGAAGUGACUGAUGUUAAGAAAGGAGUUUUGAAUUUUCUCCCAAAGGACGUGAUCAUAACGUCCUCCAGCCAUGGACUUGUAUGUUGUCGGAGUUCCUCAAUGUGUUCAAAACAAAUCCUAUAUGUGUGCAAUCCCUUGACUAGGGAGGUUAUAACUGUGCCUAGUACCAGCAAUAUCAGCAGGCCACAACAGUUAGAGAGCGACACUGUUCUUGUGUUUGACCCAUUCGAAAGCCAUACAGACGUUUCCACCAAUUUUCAGCUUGUCACAAUUUGUGAAACCCAGAUAUAUAGACGAUUUCCAGAUAGAGAAGUAGUGUUUUCUUUUCACAUCUAUUCAUCUCAAACAAAAGAUUGGAAAACAUCCACUGCGAUUUGCAGAUAUAGUCAUUUUUUGCUGAACAUGGGAUUUGUGAUCAUUUUGGGUGUAAUUUUUUGGCCUACUAAGGGCCAAGGUAUACUGAGAUUCAAUCCCAAGAAUGAGGAGUGUUUCAUUAUUGAGAAACCUUUCUUGCAACCUUUUUUCUUCGGUUCGGAUGGAACAUGCAUGGGAGAAUCAGAGGGGAAGCUGCAGUUCUUGAGAAUAACCAAGGAAAAACUUCAAGUGUGGGAGCUCAUUGACUUGUUCUCAUCAGACUGGUCCCUGGAGUACUCCAUGUCUUUGGAGGACAUUGAGAAAGCAAAUCCGUGCUUAGGAACCAAACUGACAAGAAAGAGUUUUCCUUGGAUCAGCCCAUUGUCACUGAAGAAUAGGACACUGUUGCUGAAAGUAUGGGGUGAAAUGUUUUCAUUCCAUUUGGACAGCAGGAAAGCGAAGCGCCUCUGUCCUUAUUCAGCAUAUGGGCAGGAUAUCUUCGAGUACAAGGUGAUUCCCUACACGAUGUGUUUAGUUCCCCUUACCUAA